This is a messenger RNA of Penicillium waksmanii, 1389 nucleotides long. RefSeq lists its product as uncharacterized. The coding region runs from base 1 to 1389 and encodes 462 amino acids. The transcript has 5 exons. Lineage: Eukaryota; Fungi; Ascomycota; Eurotiomycetes; Eurotiales; Aspergillaceae. Gene Ontology annotation, molecular function: amino acid transmembrane transporter activity. Gene Ontology annotation, cellular component: vacuolar membrane. Gene Ontology annotation, biological process: amino acid transmembrane transport. The record is from RefSeq and is a predicted model, not a curated record.
AUGGAACUGUCCGAAGAACCUCAAUCUAAAGAUGAUAUUGACCUGAAAGAAUCUCAGAAUGACGCGAACCAUGAUUUUGUUUUUGGAGAGAUUACCGAAGAAGGCCCUAACUAUCGCAAUGUGGGGGUGUUAGGAACUGUGAUUCUCAUGAUGAAGACCCAAAUUGGCCUAGGAGUUCUUGCAAUACCGACUACGUUUGAUGCGCUGGGGAUUGUUCCUGGAGUGAUAUGUCUAUGUGUGGUUGCGUCCAUCAUGACAUGGUCAAAUUAUGUUAUUGGCGCGUUUAAGCUCAAUCAUCGUGAGGUCUAUAGCAUUGAUGAUGCUGGUGCCUUGAUUUUUGGUCCAAUCGGCCGGGCUGUUCUCUCCGUGUCAUUCUGUCUCUACUGGAUAUUCGUCAGCGGCUCGGGGAUCCUUGGAAUUUCCAUUGGUCUGAAUGCAGUAUCCACGCAUGGUACAUGCACGGCUGUAUUCUCCGUUGUCGCCGCGAUUUUCGGGUUCACUUUGAGUAGUGUGCGCACGCUCGGAAGAAUCACUUGGCUCGCCUGGGUAGGACUUCCGUGCAUUUUGAUUGCGGUUCUGACCGUGACAAUUGCGGUCAGCCUCCAAGACCGCCCUGCCUCCGCUCCACAAUCCGAUAAUCCCUGGGUUUCCGAUUACAAGAUAGUCGGAAGUCCGUCUUUCACGACUGGAAUUACGGCCAUCUGCAAUCUUGUUUUCGCUUUUUCGGGAACGCCAGGGUUCUUUGCAAUCAUUUCAGAAAUGCGCGACCCGCGAAAAUACACAUUCGCUUUACUACUCUGCCAAGCAGGAGUCACUGGUGUGUAUAUUAUAGUCGGAUGUGUUGUUUAUUAUUAUUGCGGGUCAUACGUCUCUUCCCCGGCUCUCGGCUUUGCUGGUGGAGAUGUGAAGAAAAUUGCCUAUGGCUUUGCCUUGCCAGGCUUAAUUGUCACUACAACUAUCUGCUCACAUAUACCAGCAAAAUUUAUAUUUGUUCAUAUACUUCGAGGUUCCCGACAUCUGAACAAAAACACACCCACUCACUGGAUUACGUGGAUUAGCUGUACUUUGGGAGUUGCUGUGAUAGCCUAUAUCAUAGCUAGUACAGUCCCCGUCUUCAACUCAUUGGUAGCACUGAUAGGCGCUCUACUUGGCCCACUCAUGUGCUUUCAACCUAUGGGCUGCAUGUGGCUCUACGACAACUGGUCCCAAGAGAAACGACUCGCAAGAUUCUGGCUGGCCAAGGCUUCCUGGAGCAUCUUUGUGGUUGUACUGGGCUGCUUCCUCACAGUUGCAGGUACUUAUGGAUCCGUAGUUGGAAUUAUGGAUGCCUAUAAAGCUUCUGGGGGCUCAGCCGCCUUUUCAUGUGCUGACAACUCUAACUCUACAUGA